UGGCGGAGUCACCUGAGAGCGAAGCCGAGAGCCGGACGGGACACACUGCUUCUCUCUGGGAGACGACCAGCCUGCGAAAAUGGCCACCGAGUCCAGACCGACCUUUUUGAAGAAUGUGUAUCUCCACACCGAGUCCAACAACAUGGCCCACCACACGGAGGAGAUCGCCGUCGAUAAGCUGAUCGUGCGACGGGGCAAACAAUUCAUCGCUACCAUCAGGCUGAACGAGGCCUUCAACCCCUUCCUCAACCCGCUCACCAUCACGGCUCAGACCGGAGAUAAGCCAAGCGAGGACCUGGGAACCAAAUCCUCCUUCAACAUCCCACCUGGAGCGGGGGCAUCGUCUUCAGCGAAGGUGGUGUGGAAGGGAGAGCUGCACAGGUACUCCCCUGUGAGAAGGGGCGUCCUGCUUGUCAUGAUCACCCCUCCGGCCAACUGCCCCAUCGGGAAGUACAAGCUGCUCGUCAAAUACAAGGGGGAGGAGACUGAUCUGGCAGACCUGGUGGUCCUCUUCAACCCCUGGUGUCCUGAUGAUGCCGUUUAUUUGCCCUUCGAGAGGAAGAUCAAAGAAUAUGUGCUAAAUGAACAGGGAGUGAUUUUUAGAGGGAGCGCCAGGUCCAUCAUGUCAUUGGACUGGGACUUUGGGCAGUUUGAGGACGACAUGGUGGACAUCUGUAUGAAGAUCCUGGAUAGCAAUCUGCACCACAAGGAAGACCCGGCUCGUGACGUCGCUUCUCGCGGUGACCCUGGCUACGUAGGCCGUGUGAUCAGCGCCAUGAUCAACAGUCAAGAUGAUCAGGGCAUCUUGGAAGGAAACUGGAGUGGUUACUAUGGAGACGGUCGAUCGCCGACUCACUGGAGUGGCAGCCAUCCCAUCUUGAGCAGGUGGUACAAGCGCGGGGGCACACCGGUCAAAUAUGGACAGUGCUGGGUGUUCGCCGGGGUCAUGUGCUCAGUGAUGCGCCUGCUGGGAAUCCCCUGCCGUGUGAUCACCAACUUCGUGUCUGCUCAUGACGUGGACAGGAACCUGACCAUCGAUACGUAUUACUCUGCCAAAGGGAUAGAAGAGAGACCGAGUCCAGACAGCGUCUGGAAUUUCCAUGUUUGGGUGGAGGGAUGGUUCACCAGACCGGAUCUGUCAGCGCACGGCGAUUAUGGUGGCUGGCAGGUUCUGGAUCCAACACCUCAGGAGACCAGUGAAGGGGUUUAUCAAUGUGGUCCAGCCCCUGUUAAAGCCAUCAAGAAAGGCGAAACACACCUGAGUUACGACCUCCCGUUUGUGUUCGCUGAGGUGAACGCGGACUGCAUCGACUGGCUGGUCUUCGGUGAAGGCGAGAACGCGAUAAUGAAGGUCUUCUCCGACACCAAGAGAGUCGGCCAGAACAUCUCCACCAAAACGGUGGGAUCCAAACACAGGAGAGACGUCACGGACACUUACAAGUUCAAAGAGGGAACGGCGAAAGAGAGGGAAGUCUUUCGCUACGCCAUGACCAGAGACUACUCCCUGGUCGAAGAGUGGGACGAGGAAGAUGAAGAAGAUACUGAAGAUGAGAUGGACACCCCAGUCACAGUGCCAGUUGACUUGACCCCGCCGCCAGAACUGACCCUAGGGUUUGAAGAGGAGACGCAGCCGAUAAACGGCAAAGAUGUGAAAAUGAAGCUGGUGAUAAACAGUAAGAGCACCGACCCCAGAGAGUUCACCAUCAACAUCAGCGUCCAGGCGAUGAAAUACAACGGCGUGCCGACCGUAAACAUCCAGAGCGAGAAGUUCAUAAAAACUCUGCUGCCUGGACAAGAACUGACAGUCCCCAUCGUGAUCCCGUACUCGGUCUAUGGCAAACACAUGGUGAGGAGCGAAAGCAUGAAGAUCGACGCCAUCGUGACGGAGAAAGACGUUCCAGAAAACACGUACCUGGCCGAGUGUGACGUGGUGCUGCUGGACCCGGACAUGAAACUCGAGGUCUCUGGAGAGUUCAAACUGUUCCGCAAGUCCUCUGUGGACGUCAUCUUUGAGAACCCGGUUGAGGAGACACUGACGAACUGCACUCUGACUGUCAGUGGAACCGGCCUGCUCAGAGAUGAAUUCAACUGCGACCUUCCAAAUCUGAGGCCCAACCAGAGGGUUCGUGUCAAGGUGUUCUUUGUUCCCUACAAGAGAGGAGAGAAGACUCUGCUGGCUGACUUUGACUGCUCUCACUUCAGAGACAUCAAGGCCAGCGCCGCCAUCAACGUCAUAAUCUGAGCGGCUUGACGUCUCGCUGCAGCUGCUGUUCCUCUUUCCCCUCACGCUUUCUGACUUUCCGGGAGAAUAAAAUGUGUUGUAUGCAUGGACGUGUAAAGGACGGAGCUGUGGAUGUAUUUUCUGGCUGUAAUGUUUUGGUUUUUUCCAACACUGUGGACGAAGCUUCUCUAGAUAUGUGUCUCACUGCUGCUGUCUGCUGCUUUCCAACAAAACCAAAGGAAUGAAGCCCAGAAACAUUCUCUUGUACUCUGAAUCUGCAUUUUGGGGUUUGUGGGAACGUGUGAACGCCAGUAUUAAGUAACCACACAUUACAGAACAAAUCAGACAUUACAGUACACCGCAGAACAAUGCAGCUAAACCUGAAAGAAGAAGACACAUGCAGUACCUCUCUCUAUUCCUGUAUGCAUAAAUUCCAAACCUGCAGCUUGAACUGAAUUGCCUGCUUGUUCCCUCAGAGGGUCGGAGGCAGAGAAAACACCCUCACACAGAUAUUUUCAUACUCAGGGUUGAUGCAUGUUUCCUAACAAGAGGCUUAAUGGUGCUCAUCAGUGAUUUUUUUUAAGUUCUUUUUUUUUUCACUCAACGUUAAAGUUCUGGAGUGUGUAGCUGUGAGUGAACUGGUGUUAAAGUGCCUCCGUGUGGUUAAAAAAAAGCAUUUUCCAAGGUUACUCUGUUUCUAAAUGGAUUGGGAAAAUAAAUAAAACGGUUUCUGGAGA
Molecule: messenger RNA, 2958 nt
Organism: Salarias fasciatus (jewelled blenny)
Lineage: Eukaryota; Metazoa; Chordata; Actinopteri; Blenniiformes; Blenniidae
Gene: tgm8
Product: transglutaminase 8
Exons: 15
Coding region: 80-2242 (720 amino acids)
Biological process (GO): peptide cross-linking
Molecular function (GO): protein-glutamine gamma-glutamyltransferase activity
Source: RefSeq, a predicted model, not a curated record